This is a messenger RNA of Paralichthys olivaceus (Japanese flounder), 3822 nucleotides long. The record is from RefSeq and is a predicted model, not a curated record. Lineage: Eukaryota; Metazoa; Chordata; Actinopteri; Pleuronectiformes; Paralichthyidae.
GACUGUAAAAGGCGUCUCUGUCUGGACUCGGGCCUGCAGCCAGUCAGCAGCACCAGCAGAGACGUGUCAGACCAGCUCCACUCGAGGACUUUAAGCUGAGUCUUGAAGAUAGAAGCUGGACUUUGACUCUGGAGGCAUCAUAUAAAGUGGAGGAGAAGGCUGUUUUACCUUUUAACAGACGGAGGAAGACGGAGCAAGGCCAUGGCCGCGUGGAGGACAGUGGGAGCUCUGCUGCUGAUUAUACCUGCAGUGUUUGGCCAGAAGAGCAUCAGCUGGUGCACCAUCUCAGAUGCAGAGCAGAGGAAAUGUGAGGCCAUGUCUCAGGCGUUCGCCGCCGUCUCCAUCCAUCCAUCCCUCAGAUGUGUCAACGGAUUGACAGUGGAGGGCUGCGUUCAGAAACUGCAGAGAAAAGAAGCUGAUGCUUUGUCCAUGUCAGCGGCCGACAUCUACCAACUGGGAAAGACCGCCUCCUUCAAGAUGGCCGCCAGUGAAGUAAAGAAAGACCGCACCGGAGCCUCUUACUACGCAGUUGCUGUGGUGAAGAAAGCAAAUCAAGCCAUCAACAUCAACAACCUGGCAGGAAAGAAGAGCUGCCACACUGGGAAGGGCCGAACGGCUGGCUGGAAUAUGCCUCUGGGAUACUUCAUAGACCAGGGAUACAUGUCUGUGAUGGGCUGCAAGUUCUCACAGGGAGUGGCAGAUUUCUUCAACGCGAGCUGCAUCCCUGGUGCCAACGAGGUCGGUGACCCCAAGUCUCUGUGUCAGCUGUGCAGAGGAGACGGGAAUGGAGCGUUCAAAUGUGACAAGAGCCCCAAGGAGAUGUACUACAGCUAUGAAGGAGCUUUCAGAUGUCUCGCUGAUGGUGCAGGAGAGGUGGCCUUCAUCAAACACACAACAGUGGAGGAGAACACUGAUGGUCUUGGCCCAGAAUGGGCAAAACUACUGAAGUCAGCAGACUAUGAGCUGUUGUGUCGCGACGGCACCAGACUUCCCGUCUCUCAGUGGAAAACGUGUCAUCUGGUCCGCAUCCCAUUCCGAGGCAUCGUGGUCGGCAGUGAUGUCACUCCCUCCGUGGUGUUCAACAUGCUGAACGAGGGUCUGGAAAAGUCGGACUUCAAAAUGUUUUCAUCUGCGGAGUACGGAGGAGGAACGGUGCUGUUCUCCGAGUCAACCGUCACAUUACAGGAGGUGGCGUCAGACGACCCAAAGAGUUGGAUGGGCCGGUACUAUAACAACGCUCUCAGAGCCAUGGACUGUAAACCAGAAGAUGUUCUGCGGUGGUGUGUGUUGACCAGCGCCGAACAGCAGAAGUGUGCUGACAUGGCCAAAGCCUUCAGAGUUAAAGGUCUGACUCCAGACAUCCAGUGCGUCUAUGGAGACUCUGUGACGGACUGCAUGAGCAGAAUCAAGAACAAGGAGGCUGAUGCCGUCACUCUGGAUGGAGGUUACAUUUACACAGCAGGCAAAGACUACGGCCUUGUCCCUGCUACUGGCGAGAGCUACACAGAGGAAAGCGACGGCUCCAUAUACUACGCUGUUGCCGUGGUGAAAAAGAGCAGCCUUGGCAUCCGUAGCCUUGACGACCUGCGCGGCCUUCGCUCCUGUCACACCGGAUACGGUCGCUCGGCCGGCUGGAACAUUCCCGUAGCAGCGCUGAUGGAGAGAGGCCUGAUCGCCCCUCAGCACUGUGAGAUACCCCAAGCGGUGGGAGCUUUCUUCAAACAGAGCUGUGUACCAGGUGCCAAUCAGCCUGGUUUCCCCAGCAACCUGUGUGGUUCGUGUGUGGGAGACGCCUCAGGACAGAACAAGUGUGAGAAGGGCAAAGACCUGUAUGAUGGAUACAACGGUGCAUUCAGGUGUCUGGCAGACGGAAAAGGAGACGUGGCGUUCGUCAAGCAUUCUACCGUCUUCCAAAACACAGAUGGUAACUCUGGAGAAUCGUGGGCAGCGGACCUCCACUCCGGAGAUUUCCAGCUGCUCUGUGCUCAUGGCACUAAAGCCGAUGUCUUGCAGUACAAACACUGUAACCUGGCUAGAGUCCCUGCCCACGCCGUGAUGGUACGGCCAGACACCAACAUCCACGCCGUCUAUGGACUCCUGGACCGCGGACAGACAUUUUACAGCACAGACACAGGUGAUAGUUUCAGGAUGUUUGACUCGCAGGCCUAUAAAGGCACAGAUCUCAUCUUCAAAGACUCCACUGUUCGCCUCAUGGGUGUCGGUGACAGGAAGACCUACCAGGAGUGGCUGGGACAGGCCUACAUGGACUCACUGGUUAUGAUGGAGUGUAAUUCAUCAGGUGCAGUGAUGUCGUCCAUGUGGCUGCUGCUGAUGACCCUGCUCAGCCUCGUCAUGACCCACCUCUAGAUAUAAACACACAGAAUGACACUCUGCCUCUAAUCCCUUCCUCUUUUUAUUCUUCCUCUUUUUCUCUUCAUCUCUCUCUUCCUCACCCACCACAGUAUAUCUCAGCCCCUUGUGCUUUUCAGGAGACACUCUCCCUCUCUCCUUCUAUCCCUGAAUGUGUUUUUAAAUCGUGAAAUAGCAGAACCUCGACCCGAUUGUGUGAUAUUUUAAUCUACGAGAUGGGAGGCAUGUUGGAGCUGCCUUUGGAUUUAAAUAGUUCUUUCAGCCGGUGUCAAUCAGGCAUCGCUGCCAUGUUGUUUACGGAGGGUGAGCUGCCAUAUCAGUGUGUAUGCUGCCACCUGUUACAUUGCAUUAGUGGGUACUAGUGCCUGUCUGUCCAAAGCUUGUUUUACAAAGUUCAGCCAGUUUGACCAUUUGCAAAGGUUUUCAUGUGGACGUAGAAAUCAGAUUGUUGUUCUGCUGCCACUUGAUAUGUCAGAACUGGAAAAGCCUUUUCUUAGUUCAGGCUGUGUUUCUCAUAGAAGCUAAUGCCAUAUCAGUGAAUAUGCACUAGUGUUGCCUCCACACAGAGCUGUGGUCGGGACGUUGUUAUGAUGUAUUCUCCUCGAAAGCUUAAAAGUUAAAGAUAUAAAUGAUUAAAUUCAUCCAGUUUUAUUCAUAAUGAUAAUAAUAAUCUUUAUUUCAUUUCCGUUGCACUUUUCUUAUUGCUUUGCAAAAGGAUUAAACAAGAAAUGUUAAUACAAAUAAUUAAUUAAUUAAUAAAUAAAAGGAAACAUUCAUUUGCUGCUUGCAGAUGCUUUUGCUUUUGCUGCUUGAGCCGUUUUCUUAUUCUGUCACUCCGACCAUUUCCCCCUCUAAAAGAUUAGUUUACACAUUGAGACACAAAUGGACACAAACUCAGUGGUUUGGGGAGAACAUGAAGAAAACUUCUUGUACUUGGAUGGUUUAAAAGUUCGAUGUGUGGGAUUUAGUGACAUCUAGCAGUGAAGGUGCAGAUUUCUAAGAGUGGCCAAAAUGUCAGUUUAAGAAAAACAGGUUUUGGAUACUGGUUUUACUCAAAUUUCCUUGUGCAAAGGUUUUUAAAUAAAGUUGUAGAACAAAAUAAAUCACAUUUGAAAAGCAAUAAUCGCUACUAGACUUUUCUGAUAUCUAAAAUGCUUCCUGCUGCUCGGUACUGUUUGUUUUAUAAUUGAUGAUUGGAUGUGUAUUUUCCUAUAUGUUGAGAUUUCUAUUUUUAUAUGAAGUUCAGGUGCCAUAUCAGUGUAUAUGUACUGACUCAUGCUGUCAGCAACCAUCGUCUCCUUUUCCCCUUGAUAUGGAAUUAUUUCUCUGUGAAAUGAUGUCACAUGUGACUAAUAUUUAGUUGCCAGACCAGUGCGUCUGCAUAAGUAUUAAUGCAUAAAGAUUUUUUCUCUGCUAUCUACAAAUGAAAUAAAGUUUAUGCUGCAAAAUUCA